Messenger RNA from Linum trigynum, 1054 nucleotides. NCBI's taxonomy places the organism in Eukaryota, Viridiplantae, Streptophyta, Magnoliopsida, Malpighiales, Linaceae. The record is from the annotation of a GenBank genome assembly.
AACUCACUCGAUCGAAAUGAUAAGAAAUUCUUCCUGCAACAGAAUGGUCAUUGGUUCGAAUUUGUAUAUACCCCUACUCGAAAAAAAAUUCUCCAAACCGAGGGGGGUGCAAAGCACCCCCUCCUCUCCAAGUGGCUCCGCCACUGGCAGAGCCGCCGUCGGUGCCACGAUCAUCCUCCUCCUCCUUUCCAUGGGGCGAUCCGUCGUCUCCUUACCCGGUGAUUGGAGUCAAUCCUGCAUGCAGACAUUAUGAGAAGAUGCUCAAGUACCGGGGUGCUGAAUUAGAUUCGCCGCCGGACAAUGAAGAAAUAAUGAAAAAGGACAGCGCCUACGUAGCAAAAGCAGCUUUGGAACUUUACAACGGGAAGGAGGGGACGAAAUAUGUGUUUGAUGAACCCUUCCUCUGCUGUUGCAAUCUCCUUCACCCUUUAGUGAUACUCCAUGCCAACUUCACUGCUAGAGAAGAGGAAAACAGCGAUUCCAGUGACAUGUUUUUUGGUGAGGCAGUACAAUACCUUGGGGGAGGUUCCCAGGUUCUCAACUGUGUCAAGGUAGAUCCUUUGGCAAAGGGUGGUUACCGCAAUGGUUGCGUCUAUUGUCGGAAAGACAUCAUCCACCCUCCUGUUGAACACUGCGAGUACGGAUCGAGUGCGUUCGAUGAUCAGAAAAAGCUCCAACACAAGACAGUGAAACCCAAACCAUCCAACCAGGAGGAUUGAAAUUUCUUGACUGCCCAUUACCCUCUCUCCUUCCCAUUCUAUAUGCAUGUUUGUGUCAUGAGCUUAAAACUUCCUUUGUUGAUAGAAAGAAGUAUGUGUUGUUAACUAUGUGUUGAUGUUAGAAGAAGUCGUAGCAGUUUGGUUUGAGUGAGUGUGUUGUUUGAUGUUUGAUGAUCUGCAAGCAAUGGUGUUUCCAAGUAUGCCUAUCUGUGAUUCAUGGUGCAAGUAUUUCGAGUUUAUAUCAAAUGAUCGUUGUUCGUCGAACUUGCACCAGAACCAUAUAUAUCUGAUAACUGAAUGAACAUGAUGAUCACAAAUAAACAUGAAUAUAGACU